GGACUACGUCACGCCUCGAAAACAGGCUAACGUCUGCGAAUCAGUCGACGGGGCCCGCGAGCCUUGAAUCUCCGGUGACGCACUUCCUGUUGAGAAACUUCCCGGUCGAGCAGCGCUCGUUGCAGUAAUUUUCCAUGUACGUGUACCAGGCCCAACUGCUUAGCGGGGAUGGCCUAGUAAAGAAGGGAUGGCUUGGUAAAGAAUAACGUGGACUUGACCCAACUUCCAGCCAGCUAAUCGUAUGACAUCACUUGUUGGUACAGGGGACUUCCGUUCCCCUGAUUCUACCAUCACCUCCCUGCUGGGAGGCUCUGGUCACCUGAGGAGCGGCCUCUUAUCUCCAGAAGUCAACACCACAAUUCGAUAUGGCGACAAGGACUAUGAAUCAGCAUCUGAGGCGCUGGAGGCCUACAUCGCCGACUUUGAGAGGGGACGUCAGGACGGAAGGGCGUCGACUGGAAGACUUGUCCUUUUCACUUCCCCCACAAAGCCCAAGAUGACACUGCGAAACAAAGAUGUUCUUCGGGAGCAGCUGACUGAUGGGGAGCUAGACUUCCUGAAUCUCCCAGCUAGCAGCCACCACGACCGUGUCUCCAUGACAACAGAGGAGCUUCUCACCAUCCCUUGUGAUGGUUCCAUGCCAGUCACCCGCACCUCUGCCUUCCUCCAAGGCUCCCUGCCCCAGUGUGUGGAUUGCCCCGUGUGCCACUGUGCUCUGCGUCCCCCACUGAAGCGACUACUGCACUAUCACCCAUGGUCCAGACCCAGACCUGGGCCAGAUGGGUUGAGGAGCAUUUUGACUGCACACCGUUGUACCCAUCCUUCUCAAAGUCCUCUGAGGACCCCGAGGCCCAGAGGAGGUCACCUAGUUGCCAUGUCGGGAGCAGAGUCUGAGGUUUCCUCCCUUCACAGCUUUAAGAUUACUGACAGAGAAACUGAGCUAAACAAGCCCCACCCCUGCUGGGUUUUCAGAACCAGAACCUCUAGUGCACCAGAUCUUGACUACCAGGCCUUGGUCCAACACUGCCAUGGGACCGGCGGGCCGCUACAAGUCCCGGAGAGCCCAGGCCAGCCUCUGGACCCUGACUCCAGGAUUCCUGCCUGGUUAGCGGAUCUCGAGGACUGCUGUGAUGAAGUUCAGGAUGACGAGUUGAUCCCAGAUCCUCCAAAGGACGGAGUGUGUGCUCCUCUUGUAGAAUAUGGGCAACAACCUGACACGUCAGAGAGUUUACUCAGAGAUGAAAAUAUAGUGUCAGACCCAGAAUGCUGAUUUGGACGGAUCCCUCAGCCCCGGUUGCCCUGGUAAUUUGCCCACACCCAA
Lampris incognitus (smalleye Pacific opah) is the source of this 1321-nucleotide messenger RNA. RefSeq names its product chromosome 12 C18orf54 homolog (gene c12h18orf54). The record is from RefSeq and is a predicted model, not a curated record. Bases 242 to 1270 code for a protein of 342 amino acids. Lineage: Eukaryota; Metazoa; Chordata; Actinopteri; Lampriformes; Lampridae. The transcript is spliced from 12 exons.